Molecule: messenger RNA, 2037 nt
Organism: Penicillium psychrosexuale
Lineage: Eukaryota; Fungi; Ascomycota; Eurotiomycetes; Eurotiales; Aspergillaceae
Exons: 5
Coding region: 1-2037 (678 amino acids)
Molecular function (GO): NAD+ poly-ADP-ribosyltransferase activity
Source: RefSeq, a predicted model, not a curated record
AUGCCUUCGGAUAACCACAUCAAAGCAGCCUUGUCUCUCAUCGAGGACAAGUCCAAGAUCCUUGGCUUGACCAUCGGCAACUAUGAGAACGUGCAACCUGGAACAUACCUACCCCGCAAAGCAUGUCAAGAGCCCCCGAAGCUCUCCUUCACUGGCACCAACCCUAACAGCACCUACAUGAUCGUGAGCAUGGACAUUGAUGCCCCCUUCCCUGGCUUCGGAGUCCUGGGUCCCAUCCUUCACUGGAUCCAGUCCGAUGUCAAAGCCACCAGCGAGGGUGUACUGGAGUACGACGCGCCCUUCGUCGCCAACUACAUCGGCCCUGCUCCCCCUCCAAUGAGCUCGCCCCAUCGGUAUACCUUCUUCCUGUACGAACAGCCUGCAGACUUUGAUCUCACGGCCCAUGCACCUGCUGGUGGCAAGAAGCUUGGCAACUAUAAUCUCAAUGUGGCUCGUGAACUAGAAAGCUGCCAAAUUGUGAACAUCGAUUGGCUGCUUAAGAAGAUCGGAAACGAUAUUCCAGAGCAUGGUCAGAAAAAAACAAUCAAGGGCGAGAGGAAUGAAGAUAGCAAGCCCAAAGGCAAAAAGCGUGCGCGAGAAUCUUCAGUUGGGGACGACGAAGGCAACCCUUCGAAGAGAACGAAGGAUGAAGAACAGAUCAAGCUCAAGUACCUGAUCAGUUUGGUUGAUGAGAAAUACCCAAACCCGAGUAGCACGCUAUCCGUUUACCAGGACGACACCGGUUUGAUAUGGGAUGCCACACUGGUCAGUCUUGGUGUGAGAAAAGUUCAGAUUUGCCGCAUACAACUUCUCCUUCGUCGCGAGUCACAAAAGUUCCACCUGUGGAACUUGCAGUACCAAUGCGGGUCAUCCGAGACGUCAACAUCAAUUGGAAGGGUAGGAAGCUUCGACUCGGUAAAGCGUGCGUUUGAGGUGAAGUUCAAGUCACUCAGUCAUCUAGAAUGGGAAGACCGAAAUGAUAUUCCUUCUUCUAAAGGCUGGAUUUUCCUCCAGAUGCCUCAAAGGGAAGUUCCCGUUUUCACCAGCCGGAUCAGCCCGUUGCCAACAAGCGUUGAGAACGUUUUGAAAAUCAUCUUCACAUCGGGAGGAGACUUGAAAAACUAUGUCCAUUUGCUAAACAGUCAGGGGCGCGGUAUUUUGCUUGAAAACCAAGUGGACAAGAAAAAGCUCCUGAUCGGGAUUGCAGUCUUGGCCAAGCUGAUGGAGCUCACCAAUCCUCAGCUAAAUCCUCGCGACACUUACAAAGCGAAGAACAAACUGUGCAACUUCUACAAUCACUUGAUUCUCACACAAGGGACUCUUUCGGAUAACAAAGAUAUUGUCAGACAGGAAUUGGAAUCCCUCGAUCUGUUACUCAAGUUGCGCGAUGCCAGCGAGAUUCUGGAAAAAGAAUGCCAGUCUUCCUCAUUGGCGAUGAGCCAGAUAUCCCAAGUACUUGGUCUGGCAAAAAUGCUCCCAGGUAUAUAUCCUUUGUGCCUUCCUGUGGAGAUCAUCGGCCUGUUCCGUCUCGAACGUCCUGGGGAAGCGGAGCGUUUUGCCCAGUGGGAAAAGGAAAACCUUGCUAACAUUGGAGAUCGGCGACUUCUGUGGCAUGGCUCAAAAGCUAGCAACUUUGCAGGGAUCUUGAGCCAAGGGCUGCGUGGCGAUGGGAUUGUCAGUACCGAUGGAAAGCGCUUCCUUCCUGGGGUAUACUUUGCCGACAUGUCUACUAAGUCGGCACAAUAUUGCAGAGGGAACGGGGAAGUCUUGAUGUUGUUAUGCGAAGUCGAGCUGGGGAAAUCCAGGGCUUUUUCAGUCCACCAUCUUGGCAUGACUGUCCAUACUAAAUGGCGCGAUGCUGGAUAUAUUCACCCAGAUUUCAAGGGGUGCAAAGUGCCAGAUGUUCACGCGGGAAGAUCAACUACAAUCCCGAACGGCCGGCGUUAUUACACCUCUGAGUAUAUCGCGAAAAACCCAGCACAAAUUCGUCAACGGUAUUUGUUCCAUGUUAAGCUAGUUCAAACGCCAGGGACUUAG